Molecule: messenger RNA, 2685 nt
Organism: Pipistrellus kuhlii (Kuhl's pipistrelle)
Lineage: Eukaryota; Metazoa; Chordata; Mammalia; Chiroptera; Vespertilionidae
Gene: PUS7
Product: pseudouridine synthase 7
Exons: 16
Coding region: 99-2258 (719 amino acids)
Biological process (GO): pseudouridine synthesis
Cellular component (GO): nucleus
Molecular function (GO): pseudouridine synthase activity; RNA binding
Source: RefSeq, a predicted model, not a curated record
GGAGCAGCGCGUCCCUGCGCCGCACGUGGACGAGCCUGGUCGCCGCGGGGCGAGUCCAGCCGAGCUUUGCGGCCCCCGGCACGGCCGAGGGGGUGCCUAUGUCUGGCCGCCCUUGCCGCUGGCUCCUCCGAGGGACUCUCGCCGCGGCUGCCCUGCUGCGCCCGGAGCGGCGCGCCCGCCCUCUCGCCGCCGUGCGGCCCGCCGCGCGCUCGCGCUCUCCGGUCCCGGGUUUUCUUGGAGCCUUAAAAAUGGAGAUUACAGAAAUGACUGGUGUGUCGCUGAAACGUGGAUCCCUCGCUGUUGAAGAUAAUGACAGUCUGGCCCCAGCUGAGGAGGCAAAAAGACAGAAGGUCUCGGAAGGCUGGCUAACCAAAGGUCAGGAUGGGAUGGAAAAUAACUCUCCACCCCGCUGUGAAAAUGUGCCUGCGCUACCUGAAGCUGUAAGUGCUGGAAAGAGUAAAAGAAAUUCUGAUGCCCGGCUGCAAGAAGAGGAAGAGGAGGAGGAAGAUGGCCUUUCAGAGGAGGGUGAGGAGGAAGAGGAAGCUGAGAGUUUUGCAGACAUGAUGAAGCAUGGACUCACUGAACUUGAUGUAGGCAUCACCAAGUUUGUAAGUUCUCAUCAAGGAUUCUCAGGAAUCUUAAAAGAAAGUUUGUGUUUUCUUUUCGUCAGAUACUCUGACUUUGUUGUCCACGAAAUAGGAAAAGAUGGGCGCAUCAGCCAUUUGAAUGACUUGUCCGUCCCCGUGGAUGAGGAGGAUCCUCCAGAAGACCUAUUUACAGUUUUGACAGCUGAGGAAAAGCAGCGUUUAGAAGAGCUUCAGCUUUUUAAAAAUAAGGAAACCAGUGUUGCCAUUGAGGUUGUUGAGGACACCAAAGAGAAAAGAACUGUCAUCCAUCAAGCAAUUAAGUCUCUGUUUCCAGGACUAGAGACAAAAACAGAGGACAGAGAGGGGAAGAAAUAUAUUGUAGCCUACCAUGCCGCUGGGAAGAAGGCUCUGGCAAAUCCAAGAAAACAUUCUUGGCCAAAAUCUAGGGGAAGCUACUGCCACUUUGUACUGUACAAGGAGAACAAAGACACCAUGGAUGCUAUUAAUGUGCUGUCCAAAUACUUAAGAGUCAAGCCAAACAUAUUCUCCUACAUGGGGACCAAAGAUAAACGGGCCAUUACUGUCCAAGAGAUUGCUGUUCUCAAAAUUACUGCACAAAGACUUGCCCACUUGAACAAGUGCUUGAUGAACUUUAAGCUAGGGAAUUUCAGCUAUCAAAAAAACCCACUGAAAUUGGGAGAGCUUCAAGGGAAUCACUUCACUGUUGUUCUCAGAAAUAUAACAGGAACUGAUGACCAAGUAGAACAAGCCAUGAACUCUCUCAAGGAGAUUGGUUUUAUUAACUACUACGGAAUGCAAAGGUUUGGAACUACAGCCGUCCCCACAUAUCAAGUUGGAAGAGCUAUACUACAAAAUUCUUGGGCUGAAGUCAUGGAUUUAAUAUUGAAACCCCGUUCUGGAGCCGAAAAGGGGUACUUGGUUAAAUGCAGGGAAGAAUGGGCGAAGACCAGAGACCCGGCUGCUGCCCUCAGAAAGCUACCUGUCAAAAGGUGUGUGGAAGGGCAGCUGCUUCGAGGACUUUCAAAGUAUGGAAUGAAGAAUAUAGUCUCUGCAUUUGGCAUAAUACCUAGAAAUAACCGCUUAAUGUAUAUUCAUAGCUACCAAAGCUAUGUGUGGAAUAACAUGGUGAGCAAGAGAAUAGAAGAGUACGGACUGACACCUGUUCCAGGGGACCUAGUUCUCAAAGGAGCCACAGCCACCUACAUCGAGGAAGAAGAUGUUAAUAAUUACUCCAUCCAUGAUGUGGUAAUGCCCUUGCCUGGUUUUGAGGUUAUCUACCCAAAGCAUAAAAUUAGUGAUGCCUACAGGGAAAUGCUCACAGCAGAUAAUCUUGAUAUCGACAACAUGAGACACAAAAUCCGAGAUUAUUCUCUAUCAGGGGCCUACCGAAAGAUCAUUAUUCGUCCUCAGAACGUCAGCUGGGAAGUUGUUGCAUACGAUGACCCUAAAAUUCCACUCUUCAACACAGAUGUGGACAAUCUAGAAGGGAAACCACCACCAGUUUUUGCUUCUGAAGGCAAAUACAGAGCUCUGAAGAUGGAUUUUUCUCUUCCUCCUUCCACCUACGCUACCAUGGCCAUUCGUGAAGUGCUAAAAAUGGACACCAGCAUCAAGAACCAGACCCAGCUGAACACCACCUGGCUCCGCUGAGCCCUUUGUCCCCAGAUCAGAAAAUGCAGACAAGUGUUUGCUAGCCUCCUGUUCAUCUUUCUCUUAGUACAGACUUAUAGUGGAUUUUGGAUCUUUGUAGCAAAAGAUUAUUUGUAUUUUUUCAAGUUUUUAUUAGCUUAAUUUGCAAUAUUUAUACACAUAUACAAAUCCUGAGGAUCCUUAGUCUAGUUUAGAGAAUAUAAAUGGGUUACAGUGUAUUUCAGGUGCUUAAGUCAUAGUAAGUAAAAUAUACUGGCUUCGCUGGCUUUAUAAUAAUUAAAAAGGACUUCAGUUUAAAGUGGCAGUUUUAGCUUUUGCUCCUUUUUUUUUUCUUUUUCUUUUUUUAAUCACCCAAAUGAUGUAUUUUAAUGAUUUUAUAGAGUGGAAGGAAGACAGAGAGAAAAACAUCAUCAAUGAGAGAGAGAGA